Molecule: messenger RNA, 594 nt
Organism: Lachancea lanzarotensis
Lineage: Eukaryota; Fungi; Ascomycota; Saccharomycetes; Saccharomycetales; Saccharomycetaceae
Gene: NDL1
Product: LALA0S03e08812g1_1
Exons: 1
Coding region: 1-594 (197 amino acids)
Source: RefSeq, a predicted model, not a curated record
AUGGUGCGUAGCCGAGAGCUAAGUCUAGACGAAGCUCACAACCUAAUUGCCAGUCUCGAGAAACAGCUCGAGGAACUUGAGGCCACCAGUCAUGAUUACGAACAAGAACUCGAAGGAUUUAUUCAAAAACUGCAAACUGAUCUGAAUGAUAAAGACGAGACCAUUAAGAGUCUCAAACGAGGCGACGAGCACAAAGAGGCCCGGGAGCGUAUCACAGCGUUGGAAAUACAAACUGACGAAUUGGAGGAAGAAAAUCGAGUUUUACGAAGCCAGUUCAGAACCUUCAAGGGCGAAAAUGACAGAUUGAUGGAACUAAACGUACUUCUAGAACACGAAGUAGCCGAUCUUCGAAGCACAUCACAAUCAAUUCGGCGUCGAGAUAGCGACAACUGCUCUAAGACGUCUUUUGACCACGAAAACGAAUCUCUGAGAAUCUCACCGAAAAAGAAGCGACAAAGUAACCCAGUUGACUUUCUCAGAGUCAGAACGGAUCAAUCUUCACUACGAUUAUCGUCCUCUUAUAAUGCUGCGACAGACUUAAGGGCCACGCAUGUAAGUACCGCGAAGGUAGUGGCGUCUACACGCCAUAAAUGA